Molecule: messenger RNA, 619 nt
Organism: Cannabis sativa
Lineage: Eukaryota; Viridiplantae; Streptophyta; Magnoliopsida; Rosales; Cannabaceae
Exons: 3
Coding region: 131-403 (90 amino acids)
Source: RefSeq, a predicted model, not a curated record
AAAAAAAAUAGAGGGCAUUUGUUGGGGUAAAGAAAGAUAAAAGGCCUCGAUCAAUAUCAUUACUCUUGCCCUUUUUCUUCUGUAAAAUUCUGAAGCUCUCUCUCUUCAAUCUUCUCUGCUACAACAAUCAAUGGCUUCCAGUCGAUGGCUCAGGCCUGAGGUUUACCCACUGUUCGCUGCCGUCGGUGUCGCCGUUGGGAUCUGUGGGUUUCAGCUGGUUCGCAAUAUCUGUAUUAAUCCUGAAGUCAGGGUCUCCAAGGAGAAUAGGGCCGCCGGUGUUUUGGACAACUUUUCUGAGGGAGAGAAGUACUCUGAGCAUUUUCUGAGAAAGUAUGUUCGGAACAAGACUCCUGAGAUCAUGCCAUCCAUCAACAGCUUCUUCACUGAUCCAAACCGGAGCUAAAUAUGACUUGAAUAAAAAGCUUUUAUGAGGUUCCUUGAAACUUAAUGUGGGUUGCAAACAAUAUGUUACUAUGGAUGAAUAUGUUAAAUAAUAUGGUGAUGUCCUAAUGGUUCAAUAGUGUUUGUGUAAGCCAAACUUGAAUUGAAACUUGUUCUUUAUGCUUUGAAUUUGACUUGUGUUUUGGUGUUUACAUCUUUAUAAACGUUUUAAGUUCCA